Molecule: messenger RNA, 1121 nt
Organism: Rhododendron vialii
Lineage: Eukaryota; Viridiplantae; Streptophyta; Magnoliopsida; Ericales; Ericaceae
Exons: 5
Coding region: 296-934 (212 amino acids)
Biological process (GO): mRNA export from nucleus
Cellular component (GO): nucleus
Molecular function (GO): mRNA binding
Source: RefSeq, a predicted model, not a curated record
AUUAUCUCAUAUAGACGGAUCAACCCUUUCCCCCUUUAAUACCUCCCCUAACACCAACUCACAAACCCUAAAAUCUGAAACCUCCUGGCAUCAUGCGUCCACCCAAAAAUGUCCAAAUCUGCAGACAUGUCUGCCGAUGCUAUGAUCAUAACUCGUAGUUGGAGUAGUAAGGAAUCUAGAGCUUUCAGGGGAAGACGCCGAGGCAGAGAUUCUCGCUCCCCGUCCCCCAAACGCGCUCUGACCUCGCAGGUGACCUAUGCAUGGGACGUUUUUUGGGAUGGUUCAAGAGAAAUAAAUGUUGGCUAUUGGAGGGGUGAAAGCUGAUUCUGGGACCAAGCUAUACCUUUCCAACUUGGAUUAUGGUGUCUCUGUUGAGGAUAUAGAGUUUCCAUUCUCAAGGAACGGAGAGCUGCAGCAAUACUCCAUCCAUUAUGAUUGGAAAGGAAGAUCAAAGGGAACAGGGGAAGUUGUUUUUGCACGUCAGUCGGAUGCUUUGGCGGCCAUUGAUAGAUAUGACAAUAGACGGCUUCAUCGAAAACGAAUGAAAAUUGAGUUGGUCGUAGGAGUCCGCAAUUGCUCUCCUGCAGCUAUGCCUCUAGUUACCAAAGACUUGGUGGAAAAUCCUUUUAGAUGCAAGAUUCCAAAGGACGUGGUUGUCCUUAAAAAACUGAGGAAGGGCAAGCAUGAGUCCCUCAGGAAUUAUGUCAGACGAUAUUGGGCGAUGUACGAUGAGGUUGAAAAGAACACUUGCUCCGAACAGCUCACUGUAGCUUUCUUUAAGCAAAGCCUGCCGCAUGGCGACCGUUUGUGGACUACCCUCGUCAUGAGCCCUGUGUCAUCAAUCGCAGAAUUGUAUAGCAGAGUGUCGAGGUAUGUGAUGCUUGAGGACGUUCUAGGAUGCAAAGGGUAUGCGAAGCGUGAGUACACUCUAUGAAGGACAGGGCCGAAGUUCGGCUAGGUUCACCAUGCCCGCAAGGCUGUUAGUUGCACCCAUAAUGCUGCUGAAACAUUUUUUGACAAGUGUAAUGCUUACUGAAACAUGAGUUUUUGGAUACAGGUAUGUAGUAUUUGACUUUUCAAAAAAAAAAAAAAUUAGAUCCAGGUAUAUGUAUAUAUCAUAU